Messenger RNA from Thrips palmi, 2206 nucleotides. It is a transcript of the gene Trap1, whose product is annotated as heat shock protein 75 kDa, mitochondrial. The record is from RefSeq and is a predicted model, not a curated record. The transcript has 16 exons. Gene Ontology annotation, molecular function: ATP binding; ATP hydrolysis activity; ATP-dependent protein folding chaperone. Gene Ontology annotation, biological process: protein folding. Gene Ontology annotation, cellular component: mitochondrial inner membrane. NCBI's taxonomy places the organism in Eukaryota, Metazoa, Arthropoda, Insecta, Thysanoptera, Thripidae. Bases 58 to 2097 code for a protein of 679 amino acids.
GGUGUCCAGGCUCCAGCAGCUUCUGCGACCAGCCGGACUUUGUCUGCAGCCCUCACGAUGUCUGCCUCUCUGCGGAUUUUCGCCGUUUCUCGGCUUGCCCAGAAGUUCGCGAGGCCGGCAAGCCGUGUGCUUGUACCUCACAGUCCGAAAUAUCUUUCUGUGUCGAGGAACACUGGAAUCCUUUGGCGUCAGCAGUAUCGAUCCUUGAGUGCUCAAGCAAACGAAGACAAAGUCAGCAGCAAUGGUGCAGAGAAGUUGGAGUUCCAAGCCGAAACUCGUAUGCUCUUGGACAUCGUUGCCAAAUCUCUGUAUUCUGAAAAAGAGGUGUUCAUCCGAGAGUUAAUUUCAAAUGCAAGUGAUGCCCUGGAGAAGCUGCGCCACUCUCUGCUGUCUGAAGGCAAGGAUGGAGGUGCACUGGAAAUCCGUAUCACCACUGACAAGCAGAACCGUGUCCUGACGAUUCAGGAUACCGGCAUCGGUAUGACGCGGGAGGAGUUGGUCUCGAACCUCGGCACCAUUGCCCGAUCGGGGUCUAAGGCCUUCCUGGAGCAGAUGAAGGAGAAGGGUACGGACGCUUCUUCCAUCAUCGGCCAGUUCGGAGUGGGUUUCUACAGUGCCUUCAUGGUUGCCGACUCGGUGGAGGUGUUCACCCGCUCUGCCACGGCUGGUACUCCAGGAUACAAAUGGUCAUCAGAUGGGUCUGGCACCUACGAAAUCAAUGAAGCAGAAAAUGUUGAGCCUGGUACAAAAAUAGUGAUUACUUUGAAAGCAGACUCAAGAGAGUUCAGUGAUGAAGAAAAGGUCAAAGAAAUUAUUAAGAAGUACAGCAACUUUGUUGGAAGCCCGAUCAUAUUGAAUGGAGAGCGUGCCAAUACCAUUGAACCCCUGUGGCUCAAAGACCCUAAGGAUGUCUCAGACCACCUUCACUCCGAGUUCUAUAGGUUUAUUGGUGGAUCCAUUGAUUUCCCAAGGUUCUGGCUCCACUACAAGACAGAUGCUCCCAUCUCAAUUCGCGCCCUGCUUUAUUUCCCUGACAGUAAACCAGGUUUAUUUGAAAUGAGCCAAAGCACUGAUGUGGGAGUGGCACUUUACACAAGAAAGGUGCUCAUCAAGAGUAAGGCUGAAAAUAUCUUACCAAAGUGGUUAAGAUUUGUGAAAGGUGUUGUGGAUUCUGAGGAUAUUCCUUUAAAUCUGAGCAGAGAGCUGCUUCAAAAUUCUGCCCUCAUCAGAAAACUGCGCACUGUUUUAACCAACCGAAUUCUGCGUUUUCUUCAUGAUCGCUCACAAAAGGAAGAGGCCUCUUUCAAUGAAUUUUACAAACACUAUGGAUUAUUUUUAAAAGAAGGAAUUGUAACUAGCCAUGAACAAGUAGAAAAGGAAGAAAUUGCUAAACUUCUCAGAUUUGAAUCCUCAACUAGCCAGCCAGGAGAUCUUGUCAGCAUUCCACAAUACUGCAGCCGAUUGAAGGAAGGCCAAAAGGAUGUUUAUUAUCUUUCAGCUCCUAGUCGAGAAUUGGCAGAAAGCUCACCUUACCUUGAGGCCCUUCGCAAGAGAGAUGUGGAAGUUCUUUUCUGUUAUGAACCCUAUGAUGAGUUAGUGUUGAUGCAACUAAGACAGUUUGACAUGAAAAACAUAGUUUCUGUUGAAAAGGAAAUGCGUCAAAGUACAGAGCCGGAGCAAUCGCCUUUUGAAGCUGGAAGUUUGUCUCAGUCUGAUAUGGACGAGUUAAUACCAUGGAUUAAGACAACACUCAAGGGCAAGGUAACUAGCGUCAAAGUCACAAAUCGUCUGGAGUCUCAUCCUUGUGUGAUCACUGUCGAAGAAAUGGCUGCAGCUCGACACUUUAUCCGGACUCAGGCCCACAGCAUGCCACAAGACUCUCAUUACUCCAUUUUACAACCUCAAUUAGAAUUGAACCCAAAGCAUCCCAUUAUUAAGAAACUUAGCUCCCUUUCAAAGGACAACCCUAAGUUAGCAGAAUUAGUUGCUAAUCAGCUAUUUUCCAAUGCUAUGGUUGGAGCUGGUUUGGUUGAAGACCCUCGGACCUUGUUGAGCGGUAUGAACGACCUCCUUGAACUUGCUCUGGAGAAACAUUAGAUCAUCCCUUUACUCCUAAGUGAAUAGAUGAGUACCUGUAAAUAGAAACAUAUGUUUCAUGCUAUUUCAUGUAAGACUGCUAUAUUAAAGAUUUCAUGCUGAUGUCAAC